AUGCGUCUUCUUUUUCCUCUAAUUUCUGCUGCUUGCCUAUUGUUGCCUGCUUUGGCUGCUCCGGUCGAAAGCAUCGACGAAGCUGACUUGGAUGUCUCCGAUGUCUCCGGCGUCGAUUACGCUUCGCAGGACGAUCCGCAAUAUGCCGCACAGUAUGCUCCUGUUGAAGAGCAGGAUACUAUUUGGCCAGCUGCUCCACCUCCAUGGCGUCCUACUUGGCCUCCCCCACCCCCAUGGCGCCCUACCUGGCCUCCCCCACCUCCAUGGCGUCCUACCUGGCCGCCUCCUCCACCUAUAUGGCGUCCUACCUGGCCUCCUACUCCAUGGCCUCGUUGA
Messenger RNA from Radiomyces spectabilis, 336 nucleotides. RefSeq lists its product as uncharacterized. The record is from RefSeq and is a predicted model, not a curated record. Bases 1 to 336 code for a protein of 111 amino acids. The transcript has 2 exons. Lineage: Eukaryota; Fungi; Mucoromycota; Mucoromycetes; Mucorales; Radiomycetaceae.